CGAAUGAUUCAAUAGGUGUGGUAACAUCUUUUGGAAAGCAGCAUGCAGGCCAUCAGCUAUGAGUUGCAAGCAUAUAUCGCUGAUUUCUUUCAUCCCAGGCAAGUAAUGCUCAUCAAACCUAUUCAACUGAAAAUGAAAUCACAAAGCAAAGACUUAGCUUUGGUACUGACUUCAUGCAGAGGAUUCAUGAUGCAUAACACACUUCAACCGAAGGUGGAAAGUACAUUCAGCUACUUAGAAAUUACUGCCAUUGAUAUUCAAGAUCUUAAACUGGCUGUAUUAGAAACUGAUACUUCUCUUUAUCCUUGUCAAUUUAUGUCUGUGGAGGACCUUGAACAAGUUUUGAUUUUUGUGAUGACUGCCAUAAAAAAAAUAUUUCCAGAUUCAUCUCCUGGAAAAAUAAUAAGGAAAAAUCCAGAUCUACAAAACAAUUUCACAGGGAUUACCGAUCAUCUGGAAGAUUUUACAGAAAUGAACCAAGGACCUUGUGGAGGCUUUUCUGAAACAUAUGCCGCAUUAUGUGAUUACAAUGGAUUUACUGUACAAGAAGAGAUACAGUGGGACAUUGACAACAUAUAUCACAGUCAAGAAUCCAGAGAAUUCAGAUUAUUAGAUUUCAUACACUUGGAUGCCAGUGAUGUUGCAUUGGCAGUAACUUCAUUGUCAUUCAACCAGUGGUUCACAAAACUUCACUGCAAAGAUAUUCGUUUGAGGCCAGAGAUUUCUGAGAAAAUUCUAUAUGUGUUAGGAAGAUCAAAGAAAAUUGAAGAACUAGUUUUGGAGAACUGUGGAUUAAAAUGUGAAUUUGCCAUCAAGAUGGCUCAGACACUUGAUAACAAUUCCAGCACCAUGCUCCAUACAAUGAAUCUUUCUGGAAAUCAAAUAGAAGAUAGAGGAAUGGCAGCAAUUAGCCAACAUUUUGAACAACGUCAACAAGUCUUACAACAUCUUAGCCUUGCAAGAAUUUCAGUAACAGCAAAAGGUAUCAGCAGCUUAUUUCAAUGCCUUGCCUUGAAUGACUCAUUUAGUAAAUCUCUUUACCAUCUUGAUCUGUCUGGAAACCCCGGCAUUUUUGCCACGGAACAUUCCACUAAUUUCUUCGAAUUCUUAAUUCAUUGUACAUCACUUUGUUAUCUUAACCUUUCUGGGACAGACUGCGACCUAAAUUCUCUGUUUGAAUCCUUGCAUCAUGGUUGCUGCUUAAGCUUGUCCUGUCUGAAUGCUGCAAGGAAUGUAUAUUCACACAGGAAAAUCAAAGAUUUGUCUCCUAUCACCAAGUUUUUUAACAAAGCCUUUGUUCUCAAACAUCUUAAUCUAUCAGGAACACAAUUACCUUCAGAUGUAUUAAGAGCAAUGUUUCAAGGGUUGGCAAGUAAUGGGAACUUAUGUGAUCUUCACAUGGACCUUAGCAACUGUGAGCUCCGUUCAUCUGGUGCACAAGUGAUACAAGACAUGAUCUUUGAUGUCAAUUCUGUAAGGUCCUUGGAUAUAUCUGGAAAUGGUUUUACUUCUGAAAUGGUAACAUUGAUAUUAUCAGUUGGAAGGAGUAAAUCGAUAAAACAUUUGUCUUUAGGCAAAAACUUCAAUUCGAAGUUCAACACCUCUGUCACAGAUGUACUUCAUCGAAUUGUACAGCUGCUGCAAGAUGAUGACUGUGCAAUUAAUUCCCUGUGUCUGGCUGAUUCAAGAUUAAAGUCAGGAACCAACAUUAUUCUGAAUGCUCUGAAAAACAUCAACAACCUUACUAAGUUAGAUAUAAGUGGAAAUUUAAUGGGUGACCAUGGAGCAAAACUACUAGCAAAAGCCUUACAUGUUAAUAGAAAACUCAGGACACUAAUCUGGGAUAGAAAUAAUACAACAUGUGUUGGAUUUCUGGAUGUAGCACAUGCCUUAACAAGGAAUUUUACACUAAUGGCAAUGCCGUUACCGAUGACUGAUAUAUCACAAGCAUAUCGAGUUAAUCCAGGGAAAACAGAGGAUGCCUUGCAACAGAUUCAAAAUUAUCUCCUAAGAAACAAUCAACUUCUAAACACCAUUACUGGAAUUACUACUGUAUCUCAAGAGGUGAAAGCCUUCUAACGUCGAGCAAAUCCUUGAAAAAUACUGAACAUAAACAUGAAUUUCUUGUGGCUUCUACCAGUAAAUGCAACAAGAUGAGAUCUCUGCAUGUGGAGUGUUAGUCAAUAAAGCCUAAUUCACACGUCAUUCCAUCAGUGAUUGUGAGACAAAACCAGGAUUGGAGCCUCCACAGACAUAAGGUAUAAGGGAGAGAGCUGCUCCUGUUCUGUGUUUAGAGCCGCACCUGGUUUUGGCUCAAAAUCACUGAUGGAAAUCACUGACCAAAACACUGACGUGUAAAUGAAGCAUAAUGCUGGCACUGACGAUAAGAAC
Bufo bufo (common toad) is the source of this 2391-nucleotide messenger RNA. RefSeq names its product capping protein, Arp2/3 and myosin-I linker protein 3-like. The record is from RefSeq and is a predicted model, not a curated record. The transcript is spliced from 25 exons. Gene Ontology annotation, molecular function: protein binding. Bases 43 to 2079 code for a protein of 678 amino acids. Gene Ontology annotation, cellular component: lamellipodium; plasma membrane. NCBI's taxonomy places the organism in Eukaryota, Metazoa, Chordata, Amphibia, Anura, Bufonidae. Gene Ontology annotation, biological process: cell migration; regulation of Arp2/3 complex-mediated actin nucleation.